Molecule: messenger RNA, 2181 nt
Organism: Oppiella nova
Lineage: Eukaryota; Metazoa; Arthropoda; Arachnida; Sarcoptiformes; Oppiidae
Source: the annotation of a GenBank genome assembly
UGCAAUGAUAAUAUCGCCGAUAAUCUGGUCAUACAUUUGCUGUCAAUCAUUGAGCAAAUGGUUCCGCUGUUCACGGAUUGCACCGAUAAAGUGGAGCAGACCGUGGGUUCAUUGAUCAACAUUUAUAGGUCUUCGGCGAAAAGGGAUGCCAUUCGCCAGAAAUACUUAAUCACGACGACUGUCAUAAUUACCUAUCAUUCAGAAAUGGCUCUACUCGAGUUCGCCUACAAUCGCCGGCAACUGGAAAGGGAUCAGUCGGUGGUAAUGAGCCCGCUGUUGAUGAGCGCCGGCGUCGCCACCGGCAAAGACAUCGCCCAUAUUGUCGACAGUUUGCCGACACUGACGCCCAUCCAGUUGUACCACACUCUGUGCCAACUGUUCGACGCGAUUCGGGCCCACAAGUACCCGGAGCUCCUGUCGCCCAUGAUAUUCAAGCCUUAUUUGUUACAAUUGAUAGUCAGCUGCGAAGUACACGCCUUUCAUUUGGCACUCGAGUUGUUAUUAUCGUUCGGUUUGGAACUGUUCUCGACGGUAGAGGAACGGCAACUGUUCCGGCAAUUAGUAGUCGUAGGCACACACCCCUCCCUACCCAUAGCGCAUCGCCUGCUGGUGUUGGACUUCACCAAAAGUAUUGUCACAAAACUCAAGUCGACGGCCGCGGCCGCCAUCGACUGGUCGGGCCUUCAGAUAACGAGUUUCGACGGACCCGACACUCAGGAGAAGAAACUCCAUAUACUUAACGAGAGUCCCAUUGAGAGCCAGAAUUUGUUGAUGAGUUUGAAGCCACUGAAGGCCCGGAGUCUGGAGUCCAACACCAGAGCCACGAAUUCCUUCUACCGGACGCUGCAUUCAAUUGUCUCCAAACGGCCGGACAUUAUGAAUGAAAUGCAAGACCUCUUGAUAUCUGUUAUAUUCAAAGCGCCCGACCCUAACAUUAAGAGAUCCAUUGCAUUGUUUAACGCAUACCCAGUGUUAGCGAAGGGAACGACACAUAAAUUGAUACAAAACUUAACGAAUCUGUCGGUAACCGAAACGUUCAAAUCGUUGCCGGAAUUCACGGCUUUCCUGACGGCUUUCGAGUGGACUUUCAAACAAAAAGACUUAGACUUAAGUGAAACACAAUUAGUAUUUCUGUUGACUAUUAUCCACAACAACAGUAAGCGGUGGCGGGAGUCGUGCGCUCAGGCGCUGGACUGUUGCACAGCUGUUCUCUAUCACCAGACAAUCAGCGUAUCCGUCAAACAGACACUCCUCCAGAGUCUUCAGUGGCUACUGAGCGACCGAAACAACGAUAUAUCGAUCACUAGUUUGGCGCAGAUCUACAUUUUGGCGUUGAAUACGUUGGCCGACGACGCGGACAUCAAACGCGUGUUCAAUACGACACACCUAUCCGACAGCGGCGACCGCGAUAUCAUGCAAGACCUGUCGGCCGACGCGCCCUUCACUAUAACCCGGGUAUCGACGGCUGAGUCGACGCGACGAAAGUUUACGUUAACGGAAAUGCCGUUCACUUUGGACAUCGAGUUCGAGGUCGACAUCAAAGAGCAAUUCAGGCGCCGAUUCGAUCGCGUGUUUUGUCUCAUACUGUCGUUCGACGCCAUCGGCGGUCAUAUCGCCGAAGAAUACGAGAUACCGAUCCUGAGGGCCGACGAGCGCCGGCCGGUGCGCCUCUCUUUGCGGUCGGCCGUACACAAGCCGUUCGAGUUGGCGGUGUCGGCGCUGUUCACGGACUCUGACGGCACGAACUAUCGCUGCCAACGGUUCCAGACGCACGCCAUUACGCUCCGGGAUAUACUGUUGCCGAUCGGCGUCGACCCCCGUCACGACCCCCCAAUCGGCCAACUCUGCCAAUCGGUGCUCAAACACCCGGACGCCAUGCAAACGGUGCUCUGCGUUCGCCAGUUCCGGUCGAUCGACGCCUUUUUGGCGCACUUUGAUUGGCUCAAGAGUUUCGUCAUCAACGACGACACUGUCGCUGGAGACGAGCGGCGGCUGAUCUGCGGUACGGCACCCGACCGGCUACUGGUGGCCGCCCUCAAGAUGGUCAACAAUUUUGUCAAUUUAUUCAUUUACACAAAUAGCUACGAAUUAUUGCCCACUAUUUACUACGAGUUGGUGCCCCACGACACUACCGGCGCUGCCAUUGACACACCAAACGGCACUAAUUUAUUGAUAGUUUAG